Suillus bovinus is the source of this 1378-nucleotide messenger RNA. RefSeq lists its product as uncharacterized. The transcript has 4 exons. Lineage: Eukaryota; Fungi; Basidiomycota; Agaricomycetes; Boletales; Suillaceae. The record is from RefSeq and is a predicted model, not a curated record. Bases 469 to 1281 code for a protein of 270 amino acids.
CAUGAAUGUCGACGUCAUGAUAGAGACGCGGACUCGAAGCACCGGGAAGCUCGAGUGGACGGGAGCAUCAAGGCCUGUCAGGGCACAACUUGAAGUACUUCGUAUAGUCGGGGAUACAUCCUUGCGAUACACGACUAGUAAGCUCAAAUCAACUUCAGCUAUCGCGCGUGUAUCUACACUCGAUAUUCCAGGUGACACUGCUCUGUUGGGAAGGUUGCAUCGACUCGAAGUGGUCAGAUAAUCACUAGGAAACCGAAAAGGAGUCAUGUAUAUCCCGAGACUUGCGGAGUACAGUCAGUAAUGACUUGGGUAGAUGGUGAUUACCAAAUAUUGACCAUACGGAGUUCUUUCAAGGUGCCGAAAUGAUACUGCGCGACGUAUCUUUAAUAGCUGUUCUGAUGAACGAUAAGGGCAUAAAAGCCGGUCAUAGCCAGGCCAAGGGGAUCAUUACAUCGUCAAUAAGCUGCAAUGGCCUCCCCAAAAGUCUGGUUUAUAACGGGGACGUCCUCGGGAUUCGGAAGAUCUAUGACAGAGUACGCACUCAACCAAGGCGACACCGUAGUAGCAACCCUCCGCAAACCACAAGUCCUAUCUGAUCUCGCGGCCCGAUACUCAGCAGACAGACUCCUCGUACUCAAAGUCGAUGUUACAAAGCAAGAAGACAUUGACGAAGCAUUCGCGCGCGUGCAAUCGGCGUUCGGACGACUGGACGUAGUGUUCAACAAUGCUGGGUAUGGAUUUUUCACGGAAAUUGAAGGCACGCCCGAUGAUAAAGCGCGUGAGCUUUUCGAGACAAAUUUUUGGGGUGCGACGAAUGUUAGUCGUGCUGCUGUGAAGUUUUUUAGGGAGGUGAAUGAACCGGGAAAGGGGGGAAUACUUCUUCAAGUCAGUUCCAUUGCUGGGUUUCAUGCGCUUCCUGGGUUUGGUUACUAUACUGCGUCGAAAAUCUGCAUCAUUGAACCUGGGGCAUUCCACACAAAGGGAAACAAAGAGGCAGCGGUAUUACCGCACCAUCCAGCAUACAACGACGAGUCCUUUCCGACUUCGAAGUUUCGUCAGAUGAUGGAAAGCGCGAUUUUCAAAGGAGAUCCAGAAAAGCUCACGCGGACUGUGUAUGCGGUUGUGCAGGGAGAAAAGAUACCGGAGCGGUUGCCUAUGGGUUUGGAUGCGCUUGAGUUGCUGAACCGUAGGAUUGAGAAUUUGAAGGCGACUGUAGACGAGACGAAGGUAUGGUCAGAGGAUUUGAGGAGAGCUGAUGGAGGAGUCCAAAUACUUCUCUAAAGUGACUUCACUAUAUGUAGACAACUCAUAGGAAUGGAAUCGAGUGGGAUGUGUGACAGUUAGAGUGAUUGUGUCAAAUACGUAUGAGACACUGGCC